Messenger RNA from Fusarium venenatum, 2808 nucleotides. RefSeq names its product ankyrin repeat-containing domain protein. The record is from RefSeq and is a predicted model, not a curated record. Gene Ontology annotation, molecular function: protein binding. Lineage: Eukaryota; Fungi; Ascomycota; Sordariomycetes; Hypocreales; Nectriaceae.
AUGCCUUCGCUCGACGGGCUUCCCAAUGAGGUCCUUCACAACAUCGCCUCGUUCCUAAAUAAGAAAUACGAUAUAGCUGCCCUCUCGCGCGCCAACCGACACUGGUACGAUAUCGCAAGCCCGAUUCUAUGGAAACGCGAAGCUCGAUCUGAUAGACCCGGCGCCCUGCACUGGGCAGUCGAGAACGGAGAUGUCAGAGUCUUGCGCCGUGCUCUAAAAGCUGGUGUCAGCCCUUCACGUCUCGCCUACACACAUAGACCCAAACCUCGCAUCCACCCUUCGCAUAAGUGGUACAACUACCAUUCGAGUUACUACGAUGAUCCUAUGUGGAGAGUUCAAGACGACGAUCAAUCUGUUGACUUGGAUGCAUCAUACGUGCUACAUGACGCUUGCGAUUGCUUCGAAAGUGGCUGCGAUGACGGCAUCUUCAGUGAUUGCAGAUGGGAGGCUAUACAUGUUGCUGCAAGCAAGGGUCGGAUUGACAUGAUUGAGAUCCUCUUAGAUGCGGGCGCUUCCAUUGACGCGCCGUCCUGGGGCGUGUGCUUGUGUCGUCCGCACUUGCCUAUAGAAGCCUUCAGCGAGUCACAGGCCGUUGACGAAGGAGAACUUGAAGAUUUACACGGAGGAAACUGGACUCCCCUACAUGUCGCUAUAUGUCACAAAGAAUUCGAUACGGCGAAAUUCCUCCUGAAACGCGGGGCUUCAACGGUUAUAUAUCAAGGAAUUGACUUUGAGCUGGAUCCCAAUGCUUGGAGAGAUGACGAUGUUGCUCACGACUCGAGUCGGUUCAAGCUGACGGCCCUGCAUCACGCUGCCAAACACGAUAUGCUGGAUUUAGUAAAGUUUCUUCUGGACGAAAAGCACCAGGAAGAUAUCAAUGUCGAAGGACCAUUCAUGGGCACCCCAUUAUUCCAGGCCAUAUGGUACGGUCGCUGGGACACAAUAGUUCCAUAUCUUCUCGAGCAUGGCGCCGACCUGAAUAGAAGACUUAUCGAGACGCGCUUGACCCCGCUCAUGAUGGCCUGUUUCUCACGUCGUUUUGAUGACGCCUCCAAACUCAUUGACUUGGGCGCAGAUGUCAGUACUUUGUCAGUGCAUCGCUUCAGCAUUCUUCACUUGAUCCUUGGGUCGCGUCGAUUCCGGCCAGAAGACUUCUUCGACCCUCUUGCUCCCCCCACGAAACCUCUGAGCAACACUUCUGAGGCCGAAAUUAUCCAAAAAUUCAUUGCCAAGGGUUUCGAUGUCAACGCAAAGGAAGCCGUUCUCGGAAUGACACCACUCAUGGUUGCAAGUGCAGGCUGCAACACCGACGCCAUACAAGCGUUACUCGAGGGCGGUGCCGAUGUCAACGCGUGUGAUAAUGAUGGCCUGACUGCACUUGCACGCGUUGGCGAGACAGCUGAAGGAUCUUCUAUUCUUGGUUUAUACGAUUCUGCAAAGAUGCUGCUGGAUGCGGGAGCAACAUUUCAGGAUUCAUUGGAUGAGGUUACUCCUUUGAACAUCAUUUGCUCUCGACAAUGCGAGCCAUACUUCAACCGCGAGUGGGACGAUCAACACGCUGCUUUGGUCAAGCUACUCAUCGAGCACGGCGCCAAUCCAAACGAGAAAGGCGUUUCUGAGGCUCGCCCUUUUACAGCGGCCGUCGUGCAUGGUAACCUGAACCUCGCACAAGCAAUUCUGGAGAACGGCGGUCGGCCGGAAGAAGGCGACCUAGAAAGUAUCCUCGCAGCGUCUGUGCAUGAUUCGUACGAUGAUGGAAAGACUGAGUUCAUCCUACGCAUCGAUUAUUCUAAACACGGCAUGACAAGGCCAUCAGAGGAGUUCUUGCUGGACCUCUUGAAGAAAGCGCUCAAUGAGCAACUUUGGACAAGGGCGGCUGAUUUGAUGAAAUCAGUGGUGGUACCAAAGGAGCUCUGCGAAGGACUGAUCUAUCGCUGCUUGGAGAAGCCUUCGCCAAUCGCUGAUGAGCCAUCGAGUCUGAUUCAAAUACUUCUUGACCGGGGCCAAGACCCCAAUGAGCUGUUCAAUGGAGAGCCUCCGUUGUAUUACAGUUUCAAAUCAGCCUCCUGCUGGCGGACGACACCUGUGUUGGUGAAUGCAGGUGCGGACAUCUACAUGCCGACAAAAUCUAUGCCAGAUGGGGCUUUUAUGUAUACCAUUACCAAUGGGUACCAACCACAAGCAUGUCAGAUCCUUCUAAAGCAUCCAAAUGCACUGCGCGACAAGCCAGAACGACUGCAUCGGGAAUGUUGGUCAUCUCUUAUUUUUUGGGAGCCCCGCAAAGGUAUUCGUGAGGUUGAGCAGCCAAAUUUCUAUCACAUACCACAACUCAACUGGUCUUUUACAAACCAAUUGAUCUCCGCUGGGUUGAGGACUGACGUGAAGACACUGGAUGACAAGGACGUCAAGGAACUCGUGGAGCAAGCGAUUCCGAAGAACGAGGUCUUGAGGUUCGAGGGCCGAAAGGUCCUGGAAGCACUUGACAUUGUCUACACUGAGCCUACGGUGAUAGAGAUGCUCAACGCCAUCGGAGGAGAUGAAGAGGAUCCCGAGGAUUUCGAGUACGGCUCGGUGAGCGACGAGAUUGACGACACAGACGAUUCGGAUCUCGAUAGCGAUGGUUACGACGGUCUUGACUUUUUCCCUGGCUUUAUGGAAGGCGAAGAAGACGAGGAAAACGACCAAGGAGAUCAGGACGGCGAAGGCGAAUGGGGCGAGGGGGGUUAUUCGAGUGAUUCCGAUGACGAUUAUGACGAUGAUGGACAUAUACCAAUACCUGUCCCUUUUUUGCUUGGACUUCUCAUGUAG